This is a messenger RNA of Callorhinchus milii (elephant shark), 830 nucleotides long. Its product is annotated as omega-amidase NIT2-like. Gene Ontology annotation, cellular component: mitochondrion. The transcript has 9 exons. The record is from RefSeq and is a predicted model, not a curated record. Gene Ontology annotation, biological process: L-glutamine metabolic process; oxaloacetate metabolic process. The annotation marks the transcript as partial. Lineage: Eukaryota; Metazoa; Chordata; Chondrichthyes; Chimaeriformes; Callorhinchidae. Gene Ontology annotation, molecular function: omega-amidase activity.
GAUUCCGCCUGGCACUCCUGCAGAUGCUAGUUUCACGUCACAAGCAGGAGAACCUGGCACAUGCUCGUGAGCUGAUAUCGCGCGCAGCGCAGAAUGGUGCACAGCUCGUCUCACUCCCGGAAUGUUUCAACUGCCCGUACGGGACGCAGUAUUUUGGCGAGUAUGCGGAGACGGUUCCCGGAGAAACGAGCAACAUGAUUGCGGCGCUGGCCGCCGAGCACCGCAUCACCAUCAUCGGAGGGUCAAUCCCAGAGCGGUCAGGGGAUCGUCUAUUUAACACCAGCCUCGUGUUUGGACCGGAUGGCAAGCUGUGUGGGAAAUUCCGCAAGAUGCAUCUCUUUGACAUUGACAUUCCGGGAAAAAUCACUUUCAAGGAGUCGGAAACGCUGAGCCCUGGAGAGGAACUGACAGACUUCACCACUCCGUUCUGCAAGGUCGGGAUUGCCAUUUGCUACGACCUUCGGUUCCCAGAGCUCACGCGUCUCUAUGCUGACCGGGGCUGUCACCUGCUCGUGUGCCCUGGAGCGUUCAACAUGACUACGGGGCCCGUCCACUGGGAGCUUUUGCAGCGUGCUCGGGCAGUUGAUAAUCAGAUGUUUGUGGCCACGGUGUCUCCGGCAAGAGAUGAAACAGCGUCGUACGUGGCCUGGGGACACAGCACCGUAUCCUCACCCUGGGGUGACGUUAUUGCUAAAGCUGGACCUGGGGAAGAAAUUGUGUAUGCUGAUAUUGAUUUAAACAGAAUGGAAGAGGUGAGACGUCAGAUUCCGGUGCGGAUUCAGAGGCGCUGUGAGCUGUACCACUCGCUGGCAGCAGCAAAACCACAAUAA